Molecule: messenger RNA, 2946 nt
Organism: Theobroma umbraticum
Lineage: Eukaryota; Viridiplantae; Streptophyta; Magnoliopsida; Malvales; Malvaceae
Product: CwfJ-like family protein
Biological process (GO): mRNA splicing, via spliceosome
Cellular component (GO): post-mRNA release spliceosomal complex
Source: RefSeq, a predicted model, not a curated record
UCUCUCGUUAGCCGUUGGUGUUUUCUUCUCUCCCCUCUCUUGGCUCUUUAUUGGAACGCACCGUCUCUUGGCUCUCCGGACUCUUAAAGCAAAGCACCAUCUCUUGGCCGUGGGUUCCGCCUCGGAUGGCCCCUGGAUUUCCUUACUGGAUUUCCUUAUCAAUUCUUGCUCCCCUUCACCGAUUCAAAACUUUCAAACUUCCCAAAAACUAGAUCCAAAAAUCGAACUCCUCUGUGAAACGGACACUGUAGAAAAUGCUGUCUGGGGUCAAGUUUAUACCUCGUGAUCAGAUUGAUAAGGAACAAAAUGAGUACUCAGAUGUGAAGAAGAAGAAAUCUAGUAGUAAAAAGGAAAAGCGUAGGAGAAAAGAGAAGAGUUCUAGAUACGGUGGUAGUUCUUCGGAUGAUGAUCUGGAGAGAAUAAAGAAAGGGUCUGGGAGAAAUAAUAAAUGGUAUUCGUCGGAGGAGUAUUCAAGCGGUAGUGGAAGCGAAAGGAGUUCUGAUAGGGAUGAAAAAAGGAGUUGGAAUAGAAGAAAGGAUAAGAGAGGUAAAAACGAUAGUUCUGGGGAUGAAUUCAAUGGUAGGUCUAAGAAAGGGUCGAGGAGAAAGAAACAAUAUUCAUCAUCAUAUUCUUCAUCUGAAGAGGAGGAUCAAAGAGGAAAUGCAAGGGAUAGAAAGAAAAAGGGUCAGGGAAUCGAUGAUGGUAGAGAAUCUCCCUCUUUGAAGGACAAGGAGAUUGAGAGGAAAGAAAUGGGAUUGGAGUGGAUGCUUAGGCCUGCAUUUAAGCCUGAUAAGAAACCUUCAGUACCUGUUGAGCAACCUGAGGAGCCUCCUGCUGAAGAGAUAAAGAAGGUGAAUCCCAGAGAAUUGAACCCAUAUCUAAAAGAUAAUGGAACUGGUUAUCCAGAGGAAGCAGAUGAAAAAAGUUCUGGUGCAGACCGACUUUUAUCUUCUUCACUUGUGGGGGAUGGAGGUGCCAGUUGGAGACUUAAAGCUUUGAAGCGUGCAGAAGAGCAAGCUGCUCGAGAAGGACGAAGGCUUGAGGUGGUUGUGCAAGAACGCUGGGGUUCUCUUGAUAUACUGGCUGAAUAUGGAGCAUCUCGUAGAGCUGCUGCACCUCGUGCUCACCUACAUGCCAUAAGAAAUAGAAAGCAAGGGCAAGAUGAGGAGAAAGAAAAAGCUGCAGGCAAUGAAAGCGGAAGAGAUUCUAAAAAGAACACUGCUCGAGAUUAUUUGCGGGAUGUAUCUCUUCGACAUUCUGACAUGAGGGCCCCAAAAGUCCGUGAUUCAUUAUCCUGGGGAAAACGAAAAAGCCAAAAUACUCCUGCUAAAGAUGCUGGCAUUAUAUCUGCUGCAAAUAAGUUUGCCAAUGAUGGAAACUUUAUGCAAGAAUUUCUUCGUAAGCAGGGCACUGAUACUAGUACAUCUGGUCCACGUGCAAAUCAUGAUGGAAAUGUGGACUCAGAAGUUGUAGCCGCAGAGACAAAUAAAACAAUUGAAGUUGCUACAAUGCUUAAGGAGACUUUGAGCACAAACCAAUUGGCAGCUAAGGCUUUGCAGCUUCGACUGAAGGGAAAGCAUGAAGAAGCUGAGAAACUUCUGCUGGAAGUUGAGAGCAUGAAAGCAAAGCAGAGCACUGGAGAUCAUGCAAAUAAGCAGCAGAAUGUCGACAGAGGAAGCAGAUACGUUGUUAAUGAUGUCUCAAUGAGAAAAAGGAAGGAUGAUGAUGAUACUGAUAAGCAUCUAGCUCGAAGAAUAAUGCACAACAAACAAUAUAGUGUAUCUGGUCAGGCAGAUGAUGAAUAUGAUUAUGAAGAUGGUCCAAGCAGAAAGUCUCGAAAGAAGGGUGGGCGAAAUGAUCAGAAGGUCUCUGGAAAUAAUAUUUUGUCAAGGCGUAUAUUGACUCAGCAAGAGCGCUGCCUUUUCUGCUUUGAGAACCCAAACAGACCAAAACAUCUUGUUGUUGCUAUAGCCAAUUUUACUUACUUGAUGUUGCCACAAUGUCAGCCUGUUGUGCCAGGUCACUGCUGCAUCUUGCCAAUGCAGCAUGAGUCAGCCACAAGAACAGUUGACAAUAACGUGUGGGAUGAAAUUCGUAACUUUAAGAAAUGCUUAAUUAUGAUGUUUGCCAAGCAAGAUAAGGAGUUGGUGUUCUUGGAAACCGUGAUGGGCUUGGCUCAACAACGUUGCCAUUGUUUGAUUGAAUGCAUUCCUAUGCCACGGGAAAUUGCAAAGCAGGCUCCUGUGUAUUUUAAAAAGGCGAUUGAUGAAGCUGAAGAUGAGUGGAGCCAGCACAAUGCAAAGAAGCUCAUCGACACAAGUGAGAAGGGAUUGCGUGGUUCGAUUCCCAAAAACUUCCCAUACUUCCACGUGGAAUUUGGUCUAAACAGGGGAUUUGUUCACGUAAUUGAUGAUGAAAGCCAAUUCAAGAGCAGCCUUGGUCUCAAUGUUAUUAGAGGCAUGCUACAACUGCCAGAGGAGGACAUGUACCGUCGCAGGAGGCAUCAAUCUGUGGAGGAACAAAAGCAGGCUGUGGCAAGUUUUGCUCGCGACUGGGAACCUUUCGACUGGACAAAACAACUUGACUAAAUAGGAAUUGAAGCAAUCCACCAAAGUUGCAUCCAGGUAGCAAUCGAAACCUUUCGAUGGGAUAUUUUGUAUCGGCAUCCUUACCUACAAUUGUUUCAUGGCGGUCAUGAAUAUGAUCGGCAUUUGACGCGAUUAAAAAUCCAGGGGUGUGCCCGCAAAUGCGUAUUCGAAGCCAGAAUGUGCUCUGUUGAUGUAAAUUUCUUCAUGUAAAAAGAAUCCUAUUUAGCCACGUGGAGGUUGUAAAAAAACAAAGAAAAUGUAUUAAAGAGAAAGAGAGGUCUGUGCGUUGCGCGCAGGCUAUAACCUAGUCUAUCACAUGAGCAAAAGAAAGCUCUAAAAUGGUUUCUUCGUUUAACCA